Messenger RNA from Sphenostylis stenocarpa, 1335 nucleotides. The record is from the annotation of a GenBank genome assembly. NCBI's taxonomy places the organism in Eukaryota, Viridiplantae, Streptophyta, Magnoliopsida, Fabales, Fabaceae.
AUGAAGCAGAUGAGUGUUGUUGCCGAUUCUCCUGUGCAUUCGUCCAGCAGUGAUGACUUCGUUGCAUUUCUUGAUAAUGAACUUGGUGCAAGUUCGCCCGACUCCUCGCCUGAUAAAGAGGCUGAGAGCCAAGAUGAGCUUGAGAGUGUCAGAAUUAAAAGGCGUAAAAUUGAAAGCAUUGACGAAACUGAGGGGUCUACUUCAGAAGGAAUCAUCAAACAAAAUUUAGAGGCAUCUGUCGAGGUAGAUGUAUGUACGCAUCCUGGAUCAUUUGGAAGUAUGUGUAUACGUUGUGGGCAAAAGUUGGAUGGGGAAUCUGGUGUGACAUUUGGGUACAUACAUAAGGGACUGAGACUUCAUGAAGAGGAAAUUUCUAGAUUGCGCAAUACAGACAUGAAAAGUUUGUUAGGUCAUAAAAAGCUCUACUUUGUUCUUGACCUAGAUCACACUCUACUAAAUUCCACUCUCCUUGCUCAUUUGAGUUCAGAAGAAUCAUAUUUGCUUAAUCAGACUGAUUCUCUAGCAGAUGUCUCCAAAGGUAGCCUCUUCAAAUUGGAGCACAUGCAUAUGAUGACCAAGCUAAGGCCCUUUGUGCGCUCAUUUCUGAAAGAAGCAAGCAAAAUGUUUGAAAUGUACAUAUAUACUAUGGGUGAUCGGCCGUAUGCAUUGGAGAUGGCUAAGCUACUUGAUCCUCAAGGAGAAUACUUCAAUGCUAAGGUUAUUUCUCGAGAUGAUGGGACUCAGAAGCAUCAGAAGGGUCUUGAUGUUGUGUUAGGGCAAGAAAGUGCAGUCCUAAUACUUGAUGAUACAGAACACGCCUGGAUGAAGCAUAAAGAUAAUCUUAUACUGAUGGAAAGAUACCAUUUUUUUGCUUCGAGUUGUCGGCAGUUUGGUUUCAAUUGCAAAUCCCUUGCUGAACUGAGGAAUGAUGAAGAUGAGACUGAUGGUGCACUUGCAAAAAUCCUCAGAGUGCUCAAACAAGUACAUUGCACAUUCUUUAAUAAACAUCAAGAUGAUCUUGUUGACCGAGAUGUGAGGCAGGUUUUGUCAUCAGUUCGAAGUAAAGUCUUGGGCGGAUGUGUGAUAAUUUUCAGCCGGAUUUUUCAUGGUGCAUUACCAUCUCUGCGGAAGAUGGCAGAGCAGUUGGGAGCUACUUGUUUGACAGAAGUUGACCCGUCUGUGACACACGUAGUUGCUACUGAUGCUGGAACUGAGAAGUCCUGGUGGGCAGUGAAAGAAAAUAAGUUUUUGGUUCAUCCCCGAUGGAUAGAGGCUGCAAAUUAUUUUUGGGAAAAGCAGCCUGAGGAGAACUUCAUUAUCAAGAAAAAGCAGUAG